Messenger RNA from Meloidogyne enterolobii, 730 nucleotides. The record is from the annotation of a GenBank genome assembly. Lineage: Eukaryota; Metazoa; Nematoda; Chromadorea; Rhabditida; Meloidogynidae.
UUAAAAUUAAAGGAAUUUAAUAUAAGUACUUUUUCUGCCCAACACCCCAGUUUUAUGAAUUACAUGCAAAUGAAUAUUUACUAUCAAUUUAUAACAUAAGUAAUGAAUUAGAAGUUAUUUGCACAUUAAAAAAAGAGAAAGCACCCCCAUUACCCAAAAGUACAUUGCAAAUUCAGCAAGGAAUAAAAUUUAAUGAACAAAACAUGAAUAGAAACAUAAUAAAUGCAUUGGCAAAUAAAGCAAACAAAAAUGAAAAUUUAAUUAACGUGAAGAAGGAAAUGACAAGUCUAGAAGAAUCCAAGCCAUUUUUGAAGUUACUAGGAAAAAAUAUAAAUUAUGCUCCAUCGAAUAAAAUACAGGAGAAUUAUCAAGGAAUAAAUAUGGAAAAAAUUGGGGCUAGUUCGAGUCAACCUUCAGUGGUACAAAAACAUGCUUUUGAGGCACAUUUAACACCAGAAAAUAGAAAUUUUUCAAAUAUAAGUAAUAUGAAACCAAUGGAUUUUUCACAAUUGCUUAAACAAAAUAAUAUCAGUAUUUCCAACAUACUCAUAUGUUCAAGCCGACUACAAAUUUACGACCUAUUUUACCAAAGCCAACCAUUGAACAAACUAAUCAGCAACCUUCAGAUAAGAGUUUUGCUGAUCAAUGGACUGAUUAUUUGAGAAAAGGGUCAGAACAAGCUGGUUCUUCUUCUUCUAAACAAAAAUCUAUGUUGACAGAUUUUCUAUCG